Molecule: messenger RNA, 1227 nt
Organism: Erythranthe guttata (spotted monkey flower)
Lineage: Eukaryota; Viridiplantae; Streptophyta; Magnoliopsida; Lamiales; Phrymaceae
Source: RefSeq, a predicted model, not a curated record
ACCCAUCCAAUUGCAAAGUAGUUGUUGGAUCCCAUCCACUUUACAUUUUCUUCAUUAAUAUAUGUAAGAAACAAGAAACUAAAACAUGCACGCACGUUUUCUAGGACUACGUGGUACAAGAUACAUUUGUCAGCCUACCUAAAGAACCUUUUGGGAUAUAUCGGGCAUUAAAUAAAAGUUAUAAUAUUGUUUUGACUUGGGAAAAAAUAAUUAUUGUAACAUGUUAGUGAAGGUCACGAAGGCCUACAUUAAUCAUCCUAUAUAAACAUGUUAUUUACAAGUCAAUUUUAGAAAUUCAAUUUGAACAUACGAAGCUAAUUAAUUAGAGAGCUAAAUAUGGCUUCUUCUUCUUUGCUUCAUUCUUUGUGCCUUGUUAGCUUCGUCUUGGUGACGGUGGUCGUCGGAACGGCGUCUGCGGCGGCGUAUGCUCCGCCGGGAUUUAGAGCUAGUGCGUGGGAACUUGCCCAUGCCACGUUUUACGGCGAUAGCGGCGGUUCUGCCAAUAUGGGUGCGGCAUGUGGGUACGGCAACAUGAUAAGCAACGGUUACGGGACGAACACGGCGGCGUUGAGUUCAGUGAAGUUCAGCAACGGGUACGGAUGCGGGCAGUGCUUCCAGCUCCAAUGCACAAAUUCGCCGUUGUGCAACAGAGGUGCUAUGGUCACGGUCACAGGCACUAAUCUAUGCCCACCAAAUUGGGCACAGGACUCCAACAACGGCGGGUGGUGCAACCCGCCCCGUACCCAUUUCGACAUGGCCCAGCCCGCUUUCACCAAGAUUGCCCAGUAUAAAGCUGGUAUUGUACCCGUCUUGUUCCGCAGAGUAGCAUGCGUGAGAAGCGGGGGGAUCAGAUUCCAGUUCCAGGGGAACGGGUACUGGCUGCUCGUAUACGUAAUGAACGUCGGAGGAAGCGGUGACGUGGCGAGCAUGUGGGUGAAGGGGACGAAGACAAACUGGAUAAGCAUGAGCCAUAACUGGGGAGCUUCUUACCAGGCAUUCGCAACACUAGGUGGACAAGCUCUCUCUUUCAAGAUUACUUCUUACACUUCUCAUGAAACUAUUAUUGCUUACAAUGUUGCCCCUGCCAACUGGCAAGUCGGAAUGACUUACGGCGCUUCCGUCAAUUUCCGCUGAUUAAUUCAUUCAUUAUUAUUAUUUGAAAUAAUAAUUAUGAGUUAUUUGUGAGUUUAAUUUGUACACGAUAUAUUUAUUAUAUAUCCACCUCAA